CGCGCCGCCUUCGCCGCGCGCUCCUCCUCCUCCCUUUCUCCCAGCCGUUCCGAGGCCCGAGCGGCUCUGCCCAAUGAGGAGCGGCGUUGCUGGCAGGUGGGGAGUGUUUUUGUUUUGGGUUGAAGUUGAGGCUGAGGAGAGAGAGGAGCUAGCGACCAGCAGUCGCCGCCGCCGCCGCCGCCGCCACCGCGGGAGGUGGUGGAGGACCGGCCGUUGCCGAGCGGCGUCCCUUCCCGGUCCGACGGCCCGUGCCCUGCCCCUCCUCCCGGUCCCCGGAACUCCUGGGCCUGCCCUGGGCCCCCUGUCUUUGCACUCCGCACGCCGCAGCGCCCGGCCGCGGCCGCAUCCGCCGGCCUCAUGAGGAGGGACGUGAACGGAGUGACCAAGAGCAGGUUUGAGAUGUUCUCAAACAACGAUGAAGCUGUAAUCAAUAAAAAACUUCCCAAAGAACUCCUAUUACGAAUAUUCUCUUUUCUGGAUGUGGUUACCUUAUGUCGCUGUGCUCAGGUCUCCAGGGCCUGGAAUGUUCUGGCUCUGGAUGGCAGUAACUGGCAGCGAAUUGACCUGUUUGAUUUCCAGAGGGAUAUUGAGGGCCGGGUAGUGGAGAAUAUUUCUAAACGAUGUGGGGGCUUUUUACGAAAGUUGAGUCUUCGUGGGUGUCUUGGAGUAGGAGACAAUGCGUUAAGGACUUUUGCACAAAACUGUAGGAACAUUGAAGUACUGAAUCUAAAUGGGUGUACAAAGACCACAGAUGCUACAUGUACUAGCCUUAGCAAGUUCUGUUCCAAACUCAGGCACCUUGACUUGGCUUCCUGCACAUCCAUAACAAACAUGUCUCUAAAAGCUCUGAGUGAGGGAUGUCCACUGUUGGAGCAACUGAACAUUUCCUGGUGUGACCAAGUAACCAAGGAUGGUAUCCAAGCACUAGUGAGAGGCUGUGGGGCUCUCAAAGCCUUAUUUUUAAAAGGCUGCACGCAGCUAGAAGAUGAAGCUCUCAAGUACAUAGGUGCACACUGUCCUGAACUGGUGACUCUGAACUUGCAGACUUGCUUACAAAUCACAGAUGAAGGUCUCAUCACUAUAUGCAGAGGGUGCCAUAAGCUGCAGUCCCUCUGUGCAUCCGGCUGCUCCAACAUCACAGAUGCCAUCCUGAAUGCUCUAGGUCAGAACUGCCCGCGGCUUAGAAUAUUAGAAGUGGCAAGGUGUUCUCAGUUAACAGAUGUGGGCUUUACAACUCUGGCCAGGAAUUGCCAUGAGCUUGAAAAGAUGGACCUGGAAGAAUGUGUUCAGAUAACAGAUAGCACAUUAAUCCAACUUUCCAUACACUGUCCUCGUCUUCAAGUACUGAGUCUGUCUCAUUGUGAGCUGAUCACAGACGAUGGAAUUCGUCACCUGGGGAAUGGGGCCUGUGCCCAUGACCAACUGGAGGUGAUUGAGCUGGACAACUGCCCACUAAUCACAGAUGCAUCCCUGGAGCAUUUGAAGAGCUGUCACAGCCUUGAGCGGAUAGAACUCUAUGACUGCCAGCAGAUCACACGGGCUGGAAUCAAGAGACUCAGGACCCAUUUACCCAAUAUUAAAGUCCACGCCUACUUCGCACCUGUCACUCCACCCCCCUCAGUAGGGGGCAGCAGACAGCGCUUCUGCAGAUGCUGCAUCAUCCUAUGACAAUGGAGGUGGUCAGCCUUGGUGAACUGAGUAUUUAAUGACACUUCUAGAGUUACCGUGGAGUCUCUCCAGUGGAAGCGGCCCAGUGUUCUGGGCAAGGUGUCCAGAACACUGCCCCAAAUGAGGGCAGUGUCCAGAUCCCCAGAGCCACACAUACAUAUGCAUAUACACCCUCACCCCCACCCUCUCUAGCUCUGUAACCAUGGGACUGAAGUCUGUGCUGGCUUAUUUAUCAAUUGGAUUGGUAAAACGUAACCAUUCCUGUGGGACAUGCCCAGAAUAAAAUCAUAGGCCAAGGUAGAGGAAGGGAGCUUUCCAACAAACCCAGUGUUGCUGCUCCUGCAGUUUCUUUUGUUAAGAGGUUUCUUUGGGGAGCUUGGAAAAGCAACUGCAGUCCUCCAUGGUUAAGGAAAGUAUGGAAAAAACAAUAUAUGAUGUAACCAGGGACCAGAAAGGAAAUGUCUUUGCAUCCUAGAAAUGGCAGCCUUCCAUUGUGAGAUGACGACAGAGCUUCUGUGCUUCCUUGUUUCCAUGCCAACAUGCUGAGCAUGCUCACAAAGAAGGCGUGUCCAUUCCUCCUGUGUUUCGGUAUUUGGCCCAGAGGUUUCCUAAAUAUUUGCAUUGAAAUCGCUGUGGUUCAAACGUGGUUACUUACUCACUCAAAUUGUCACUCUGUAGCACAUUGUGCACCUGUCUUCCAUUCUCUGUCGCUCCCUCCCGCACUCUUGCUGUCUGUCACCCAUUCAUAGGCUGCUAACUCGCACUCAGUUGUUACUCUUUUGCUGUUGUGUUUACAGUUUGCAUUUUGGAUGAAUAGUCGGGUUUACCAGACAUUUUUAAAAGAGACAUUAUCAAUAAAUAUUUUUUUAAUUCUAAA
Choloepus didactylus (southern two-toed sloth) is the source of this 2545-nucleotide messenger RNA. It is a transcript of the gene FBXL20, whose product is annotated as F-box and leucine rich repeat protein 20. The transcript has 15 exons. Gene Ontology annotation, biological process: SCF-dependent proteasomal ubiquitin-dependent protein catabolic process. The record is from RefSeq and is a predicted model, not a curated record. The coding region runs from base 358 to 1668 and encodes 436 amino acids. Lineage: Eukaryota; Metazoa; Chordata; Mammalia; Pilosa; Megalonychidae. Gene Ontology annotation, cellular component: SCF ubiquitin ligase complex. Gene Ontology annotation, molecular function: protein binding.